Lithohypha guttulata is the source of this 792-nucleotide messenger RNA. RefSeq lists its product as uncharacterized. The coding region runs from base 1 to 792 and encodes 263 amino acids. The transcript is spliced from 2 exons. The record is from RefSeq and is a predicted model, not a curated record. NCBI's taxonomy places the organism in Eukaryota, Fungi, Ascomycota, Eurotiomycetes, Chaetothyriales, Trichomeriaceae.
AUGAGCGAGGAAAGGAAGCAGCAAUAUUUCGGCGAAUUAGCACCUCGCUAUAGCCAUUUGACUGGCGACACGACUCAGGACUUAUUCGCCAAAUUCCUAGAAUCACAUCCUCUGGACAUUUCCUCGUCCUCAAUCAUCCACGACAAUGCCGCCGGUCCUGGUACCGCGACAGAAAUUCUUGUUCAAAGAGCUGCUCCAUCCGGGGUCUCUCCACGCAUCGUCGCCACAGACUAUUCGGCAGGUAUGAUAGCCAGGCUGGAAGAGAUAAAGACUGCGUGGCCAGAAGUCACAGUGGAAGCCAAAGUGAUUGACUCCUCUGAUCUAUCUUGCUUCGAGAAAGACUAUUUUACUCAUAGCAUCAACAAUUUCAGCCUCUUCACAUUCACCCAUCCUGUGCAGAGCUUGAAGGAGUACCUUAAAACCAAGCGGAACUGCUGUGCGCAAGACAUUGUCAAAGGACCAGGAUAUGCCAAGGCGAACGCCAUACCUGUAAAUGGCGCACAGUAUUAUCAAGAGGGAUUCGUGUCAAAACAAUUGGUUGAAGCCGGUUUUGAGAAGAAGAAACUGGAAACCAUUGUUGUCGAGCACGUGUUGAAGGAGGAUGAUAGGACGAAGUGGGACGGGCUUUUCGAAUUCAUGACCAAGUCGUCCAUCGCAGCUUCGUCAAUCAAGGGCUGGAGUCCGGACGAGGCUGCCAGCUGGCCAGACGCUAUCAAGCAGGCCAUAGCUACAGAGACUCAAAAACAUGGCGGUGUCAAAUUCGAGGCCUGGGUGACUGUUGCGAAGAAGUAG